AUGGAAGCUUGCAAAGAGAAGCUGAACAGGGAACGGCCAAAUACGAAUGCCGUAUUCAUUUUUGACAAUGCCUCUGUCCGCAGUUCAGCGACCGAUGCUCCGCUGUGUAACCGUCAUGCGGCAAACUACCAACCGCCGUACAGUUCAUUUCCCAAUCCAAUCCGGGUACUCUUCAGAACGGCUAAUCAAGCUUCAGUGGAGUGUACUCUCGGUGAGGACUCCGCGGAUGCUUCGACCGCAAAAGACGACACGAUUUCCAAUGCGGAGGGGGAUUCACAACAGAGUGGAACGGGGAGUGGAGUGAGUGACUGGGAAGCAGACGAUGAGUACGACGAUGUACCUGAGGUGACUGAGGUUUCCGAAUCUUUUUCGCGUCACGAAGACAAUGAUCCGAACCAGAAAGAUGCGAGAAUUCAAGUGGAAGCCGAUGUCGAGGCUACAGGUAAAUCACCGGAGCCUGGAACCCAUACGUCUGAGGUGGAACCGAUCACUUACGAACCGCAUUUUGUGCUGGUCAACACAACGAACAUAUUGCAAAACAAGGAACCGACUUCAAAAAACCUGAGCCGCCGUUGCACCACAGAAGCCACCGAGGGGAAUAUGGGCGACACGAAACCAUCGCAGAUGAUGACAAUGAUGAGUCGGACGAGGAAACCGGUGCCGAAUCGAAGCUGGCUCGUAGCACUUAGCUACCGCAUCCUCACCUCUGUUUGA
Messenger RNA from Fasciola hepatica (liver fluke), 714 nucleotides. The record is from the annotation of a GenBank genome assembly. Lineage: Eukaryota; Metazoa; Platyhelminthes; Trematoda; Plagiorchiida; Fasciolidae.